AUACACAACGUAUUUUCAUUUUUCAUUAAUGUAUGAUGAUAUGUCGAAGCCACAUGUACAUACACGUGUUUAUAUCAUUUUCUCUUCAAUUUUAUUUUCAUAAGAUCGCAGUUAAACAUCGUUAAUUAUAGACUAAGUAGAUUAAACUGCUCCAAAAUGAUUCCCUUUACAUGAACAAAAUGUCAUCGCAUUCCCCUUAAAAUAAAGAUUCUCUAGCAAACAAGAUAUCCAACAAGAUAUUGCAUCAUGUCAAAAAAAAUUAUUUGUUUAUUUGAUGUUGAUGGCACGCUCACUGAACCACGACAGCCAAUCAGUCCUAGUAUUGAAAAGUUUCUUCUGGAGACUGUGAAAAAAGAGUUUGACAUUGCGAUUGUUGGAGGAUCUGAUUUAAACAAGAUUCAAGAACAAUUAGGUAGUGAAAAUCUGUUUGAAAGGUACAAGUAUAUCUUUGCAGAAAAUGGACUUGUUGCAUUCAAGGAUGGCAAAGCUCUGCCGUCGCAAUCGAUCCAGGACAUGUUGGGAGAGGAUGUUUUACAGGAUUUUAUAAAUUUUGUUUUGCGAUACAUAUCCGAGUUGAAGUUGCCAUUUAAACGUGGAACAUUUGUGGAAUUUCGUACAGGCAUGAUGAACAUUUCGCCAACAGGACGAAAUUGCACCAAGAAAGAACGCGAACAGUUUUUUGAAUACGACAGUGAACAUCACAUCCGCGAAAAAUUUAUACAAGCCCUUAAAAAGGAGUUUCCUGAUUUGGCUCUGACCUACAGUAUUGGGGGACAGAUCUCUUUUGAUGUUUUUCCUAUCGGUUGGGAUAAAACAUAUUGUUUACGUCAUAUCCAGGGGUAUGACGAAAUACAUUUCUUCGGUGAUAAAACGGCGGAGGGCGGUAACGAUCACGAGAUUUACGAGAGCGAUUUGACGAUAGGACAUCGCGUCACUUGUCCCAAGGACACAAUGAAUCAAUUGAACGUCCUUAUAGCACUCGUAAAAGAGAAUAGAGAAAGGGAGCAGCUUAGUGUUUCGUUACAAUGUGUUUAAUAAGUCUAAGAAUUAUAGUUUUUUAGGUCAAAAUAAAUUUAUAUUUUCAAUACAUAUAAUAUACUAGCAAACUAGUAUUCCCUUUUUUUUUUCAAUUUUUUGCCGCUGAUGUAACAUUCCUGGUAAUAAAAGCAUAGAGUAUUU
Molecule: messenger RNA, 1179 nt
Organism: Formica exsecta
Lineage: Eukaryota; Metazoa; Arthropoda; Insecta; Hymenoptera; Formicidae
Gene: Pmm2
Product: phosphomannomutase
Exons: 5
Coding region: 247-1035 (262 amino acids)
Biological process (GO): mannose metabolic process; protein N-linked glycosylation; GDP-mannose biosynthetic process
Cellular component (GO): cytosol
Molecular function (GO): phosphomannomutase activity
Source: RefSeq, a predicted model, not a curated record